Messenger RNA from Plasmodium gaboni, 2298 nucleotides. RefSeq lists its product as hypothetical. The transcript is spliced from 11 exons. The record is from RefSeq and is a predicted model, not a curated record. The coding region runs from base 1 to 2298 and encodes 765 amino acids. NCBI's taxonomy places the organism in Eukaryota, Apicomplexa, Aconoidasida, Haemosporida, Plasmodiidae.
AUGAAUAAAGAAAAUAUUGAAAAACUAAUAAAUAUAAUAAAUUUAUUAGAUAAAAUAUCUACGAAUAAACAAGAUAAAAAUAGUUAUGGUGAGCAUAAUGUAAAUAAAUUUUUUUCAAGUGAACUAUCAAAGACGUUAGAUAGUUUAGAAUAUGGAAAGAGCCUAUUCCCAUUAUGUGAAGAAAAAGAUAAAGCAAGUUCAAAUAUAAAUAAAAUAAUUAGUAAUUUUAAAACAACUAAAAGUUUUUUCUACUUUAAUAAGUCCUCCUCAUUAAAUAAAGAUGAAAAUAUAGGUGAAAAUAUAUAUCAAAAUAUAGAUGAAAAUAUGGAUAAAAAUAUGGAUAAAAACAUAUAUUCAAAUGAGCAUUUAAGAAAAAACAUAUAUUCAAUCUCAUCAAGUGUAAAAAGUUCUCAUAGAAAAAAAGAUAAUAAAAAUAUAACGAAGUACAAAAAUAAUGUUAAUAUAAAUGAUACCGAUAUUCAUUUGAAUACAAAUCAAAAAAAUAUUAAAUAUAAUUAUUUAAAUGAAAUACAACUGAAGGGAAAAAAAUUCAAACGAGGAAACAGUUUUUCAUCUUCUAGUACAAUAUUUUCAUUUAUCAAACUAAAGACAGAUAAUGUAAUCGAACAAAGAUGUACUUCUAAUGCAUUGAGAAAUUAUUUUAGUGAUACAGAGCUUUUAUCAUACAAAAAUAAUUAUAAAAGUAAAUAUAAUUUGUUAAAAAUGUUAAAGAGGGACGAAUUAAAAAAAUAUGAACAAGAAAAAUUUAAGAUUCAGAAUAAAGGAAGAAAGAAUCAAGUUGAGAAAGAAGAAUUAAUCGAAGAAUUCGAAGAUGGAUGCAUUGAUAAUAAUACCAUAGGACAAUUACUAGAAAAAAUAAUAGAACACUUGAAUAUUAAUUUGAAGCAUGUCUUAAAUAAAUUUAAAAAGGAGAUAAAUAAAUUAUGUAAACUUAACGACACCUUAAGUGGAAAAUUGGAAAAUGCCCUAGAAAAUAACGAUGAACAGGCCCAAGAAAUAAGAGAUUUAAAUAAGAAAAUACAUUUAAUAAAAGAUCAAAAAACAGAAAUGCAUAAAAUUAUUGAAGAUUAUGAAUUCAACAUGGUGAAUACAAAGAAAUUAGAAAACUCACAACAAAAUUACGUAAAAGAAAUAGAUAAAUUGGAUGACGAAAUAAAAUAUCUGAAAAACGAACUGAAUAUGAUGAAAUCUACAAACCUUAAAAUAAAGGAAGAAAAAUUACAUUUGAAGGAUAAAUUUAAGAAAUAUAAGGGCAAAUUUCACAACGAAAAGAACAAAUUGCAAAAUGCAAAUGAGUUAAUUUUAGAAUUAAAACUAGCCCAAAAUGAAAGAAUAACGGAGAAAAACUUAAACAUUAUAAAUAAUGAAUGUUCCAAACAAAGGGAGAUAUUUCCAUAUGAAAAAAAAAGGAAAAUUAUUAUCAACAGAUUUAGGAGCGACACUAUAUUGGAUAAUUUUGAGAGGAUCAAAAAAAAAUUAUUUGAAAGUAACGAAAGAUGUUAUAUUUUAUCUAAGACUAAUUUACAACUAUUCAAAGGUAUAAGGAAUAGAAAGAAAAAAAUAUAUACGAUGAAUAGAGAAAUGUCUCAUCUUAAGUACAUUUUAUUGAAGGGAAAAGAAAGAAUGAGUAGAUUUACUUUAUUGGAUUCGAGGGAAAAUACAGAAGGGCUCAGAACCACUAAUAGUAAUGAUUUAUAUAAAGGUCUAUGUAAAGGUUGCUACAAAUUAAAAGAUGAAAAUGAUACAAUAUCAGAAAAAUCGUAUAACAAUAAAAGAAGUAAUAAUAUGAUUGAUGAAAAAAUGUUAUAUGAGAAUUCUAAUAAUUUUGAUCUCAUUUUAAAUAACAAGAAUAAUGAAUAUAAUUUAUUAAAGUAUAGAUAUGAAGUACUAUACAAGAAAUACAUAAAAUUAUUAACAACGUAUUCUUGUAAGAAUCAAGAUUUUACAUUUAAAAAAACAAAAAUAAAGGAGGAAAUUAUUCCUAAGAAGGAUGUGUUUCAUUCUUUUUAUGUUAAGAAUACGAAAAGUAAUAUAGAAAAAUGUCAUUCUAAGGAUAACAAGUUAAUAAGUUAUAUAAAGGCAAAGGUGGUAAACAAAAAAGAUAUGUACAAAAAGAAGUUUAAGCAUUAUGCGGAAUCCAAUAAUUAUAGAGAUUUGGAAUUUUAUAUAUCUAAUCAUAUAUUAAAUAAAUUAGAUAUGAAGGAUAUUCUUAACAUAAGAUAUGUUUAUUCUUAUGGAAAUAAAAAUGUAGGUAAAAUGUUAUGUCAUAAUACGUAA